Molecule: messenger RNA, 513 nt
Organism: Ostertagia ostertagi
Lineage: Eukaryota; Metazoa; Nematoda; Chromadorea; Rhabditida; Trichostrongylidae
Source: the annotation of a GenBank genome assembly
AUGAUAUUCGUACCAGUGGUUCUCUUCUGUUUGCUGGCGCUCGCGGUCAACGCCCGUUCACCGUGUUCUGAAGGUUGGCGAUAUUUUCCUGUGACAAACGCUUGCUACAAACUCAUCGACGAUGAGUUACCGUGGACGAUAGCCGAAUUCAAAUGUCUGUUCCAAGGCGCCCAUCACGUCUCUGUCGAUAAUGCUGCCGAAAACCAAUUCGUUCAUGAACUUGCACGACGUGGCGAGAUGUGGACUGGAGCAGCGUGGUUUGGCUCGACACCGGACUACGUGAACUCUGAUCAGACACCUUACGGGCGGUACACGAACUGGAAAAGUGGAGUGACUCCGUCGCUGAACAAAGCUCGACGAUGCAUCAAGAUCGGGCGCGACGGUCAAUGGUUCCAGUCAUGCUGCAAGAAGAAGAGUUUGGCGGUGUGCGAAAAGCCAGCUGCCUAUUCUUGGGAAUCAUCGAACGAUCUCUCGGAAUUCCGUCGAGCGAAGUUCCGUCGACUCCGAUUCUAA